AUGAGCAUCUUAGAAAGACUCGACUAGAAACUUAGAAAGUAUGGUACGCGAACCCUGCGUCCGUUAGGGCAAUAUCCCCUCUAGGCUCUCCAUUUCCGUCCCUCAAAAAAAAAAAAAAAGCUCUCCAAUCCGAAUUCGAGAGUCCACCAAACACUCUAGCCGUCAGCAUAUCCUCCGUCUCUUUAAUGGCUCCCCCAAAACAAGAUUACAGUCCUAUUCGUUCGAGACGUCUUCGUCGUGAUAACAUUGAUGAUGGCUCUAGUAGCGAAGUUGAAGUUGAAGAAUUAGAGAACUACAAACCUACUCUCAAGGGGACAAAGGGUUAUUUUGACCUUGAAGACAUUGCCGAAGAGGACGUAUAUUCCCUUGAUGUAAGUAGCACUAGUGAACAGUUUUAUAUGGACUUUAUGGUAUUCAUAUGCGGGGUUCGGGCUAAGGUGUCACAAGAGUUGAAUAGGUGUUUGUUAGAACGAUUUAAGCAGAAGUAUAAGGUUGGUGAGGCGAGUUCGUAUGAGGUGAAUGAGAAAGGGGAAAGGAAAAAAGAAAGGAAAAGAAGAUGCUAUUUUAAAGAAGCGUGGUAAGGGUGAAUUCGUUUUAUUAAAUUUUAGGUUUAAUGGGGAGUAUGAGAUUGGAAUGCUCAUGUGGAAGCCAAGGUUGUAUUUGGUGGCUGUUCUUGCCCAAGGAAAGUGGAAACGAGUAAAGGAUUUUGAAAAACAUACCCAUCUCAUCUUUCCGAAGUCUAAAGAGUUAUUUUUUGAUAGUAGCUACCCCGAUGAUAUUCCGAAUGAGAUGGGUUUUUGGAUUUUGGCUAACUCCAUUAUUGACUUGCAUAGACAAUCUGUUCCAGAAAAAACCAAAUCUGCAUUUUUUAAUAUGUGUGUUUUGGUUACCGAGUGUGCCCGAUUUGACGUGUUACUCUUUUUAGUUGCCAACACCCUGCAAACAAGCGUGUGGAGCCACAUUAAUGUGUAUCUGGAUGAGGAUCAGCUUAAUUUAAUUCGUGGUUGGAGUACUUUAUGCGUAUUAUGGUUGCUCUAUGAUCUGGGUUAUGGGUGGAACCCAUUGGGUGUUAAGAAAUUGGGGGUUGGGAAUGAGUUGGAGGGACACAAAGCGCUGGCUGUGCUGUUCACCCCCGAGCACUUCUUAGAGGAGAUGGGUACAAUUAAUGGAUUAAUUAAAGACCUUCAGAAAAAGGGCAAAUGUGUUCUACAUCUGCAGAGGAGGAAGAUUGGAACUCCUAGCGACUAGAGUAUUUUUGAUCUGAUAGUUGAUAGUUAGUUCGUGUUCAGUCUUUGUUUUUAGAAUGACACUAGUGUCCUUUUCUUUCUAUUUGCUUUUCUGGAUGAACAUGAAUGAAAUCUCUUCUAUUUAUUAAUGGAGCCAUUGAAAGAAGUUGAAUUUUUUAUAAUAUGGUGUUAUACUUCUCAUUUGGAGUUGACUUAUUGUGCAACGU
This is a messenger RNA of Spinacia oleracea (spinach), 1453 nucleotides long. RefSeq lists its product as uncharacterized. Lineage: Eukaryota; Viridiplantae; Streptophyta; Magnoliopsida; Caryophyllales; Amaranthaceae. The transcript is spliced from 2 exons. Bases 186 to 581 code for a protein of 131 amino acids. The record is from RefSeq and is a predicted model, not a curated record.